Molecule: messenger RNA, 513 nt
Organism: Botrytis deweyae
Lineage: Eukaryota; Fungi; Ascomycota; Leotiomycetes; Helotiales; Sclerotiniaceae
Exons: 2
Coding region: 1-513 (170 amino acids)
Source: RefSeq, a predicted model, not a curated record
AUGGGAGCAGACAUGAGAAUGAACCAACAAGCUUUGAACCGACGGGGUUUGCAAUCCUUUUCGUUGCCCCGGCACGUCAGCCCGUUGAAUAUCAACGCACCCAUCGGUGCAACACCAUCAAGACUCAAGACUCUGGAAAGUAAUGUCUAUCUGCCCAUCCUCUGCGACACAGUCCAGAAAACCUGCAACAACAAGGCAUGGUGCCUUUGUGGGUGGGAAGUUCCAGGCACUCACAAUAACACAGGAGGAAUGAGCGAAGCCCCUGAAGCAGGCCCAAGCAAACGGGGCUUCAACAUAUCCUCAUUCUGCGGGUGCUUGGAACUUCCUGAACCGGUACGUACUGCCUACAAGAAUGCGAUUCUCAAGAUGAGUCCGGUGACACCCACCAAUUACUCGUUCGAUGGAUAUAACAUGAUUUUCAAUGCGAGUCUUACCACACCUACAAGCUACUCAGCUGGUGACCAUCAUGGUUCAGAAACUCUUAUUCACUUCUCUCUCUAUCUCUUUGAGUAG